UUGUGUAAGAAUCUCAGAAUCCAACGACGAACAAGAACCAGGCCAAUAAGGUUAAUAGCCAUGUCUGCAACUGAGGAAGGACCUGAGCUACAGGAACAUUUAAGUUCAGAUUCUACAGCAAACAAAAUUAAAUCUAGAUACACCGAUGUCAUGAAAAGACAAGAACAACUUGAAGCUAAAUCAUCUUUUUCCAAGGCAUUCAGCAGCCUGAAGAACUCUGAAUUCUAUGAGGAACCACCUGAAGGAGUGAAAGUCCCAGGAGGAAAUGCUCCCAAGUCUCUAGGGACAGGUGCAAAACCUUCCUCUAAUAACUGUGUCAUUGUUAGCUCAAGGCAAAGAGGCAACCCCAUACUAAAAUCAAUUCGAAAUGUCCCAUGGGAGUAUGGGGAGAUAGUGCCAGACUAUGUAAUGGGGAGUACCACCUGUGCUAUGUUUUUGAGUCUUCGUUACCACAACCUCAACCCAAACUACAUUCACGACCGACUCAAGCAACUCGGCUACCAGUACGAGCUGCGUGUUCUGCUUGUGCUUGUUGACGUGAAGGAUCCACAUCAUGAGCUGAAACAGCUAACAAAGAUCUGUCUGAUGGCUGACAUGACCCUAAUUUUGGCAUGGGACCAGGAAGAGGCGGGACGAAUCAUAGAAGUGUAUAAGAUGUUUGAGCACAAGCCACCUGACCUUAUAAUGGAAAAGCAGGAUGCUAAUCCUUAUUCUAUGCUUGUUGAUGCUCUCACAUCUGUGAGGUCCAUUAAUCGCACAGAUGCCAUGACCCUGUUGUCAACAUUUGGCUCAUUAGAGAAGAUCAUAGAAGCAACUGAAGAGGAGUUGUCAAUGUGUCCUGGAUUUGGACCUCAGAAGGCUACUCGGCUUCACAAGGUCUUACACCAAAACUUUAAAAAGCCUCAGUACCAGAAAAAGAAGCCAGACCGGCAGCCAGCAAGUAGUUCCUCAGACAAAGUAGCAUCACAAGUACCUGAGUCCUCUGUAGAAAAGAAUAGUUAAUAAAUGACCUGGAGUGUUUACUUGA
Messenger RNA from Homarus americanus (American lobster), 1027 nucleotides. RefSeq names its product DNA excision repair protein ERCC-1-like. NCBI's taxonomy places the organism in Eukaryota, Metazoa, Arthropoda, Malacostraca, Decapoda, Nephropidae. The coding region runs from base 61 to 1002 and encodes 313 amino acids. Gene Ontology annotation, cellular component: nucleotide-excision repair factor 1 complex; ERCC4-ERCC1 complex; nucleus. Gene Ontology annotation, molecular function: single-stranded DNA binding; damaged DNA binding. The record is from RefSeq and is a predicted model, not a curated record. Gene Ontology annotation, biological process: nucleotide-excision repair; meiotic mismatch repair; mitotic recombination. The transcript has 6 exons.